This is a messenger RNA of Colletotrichum phormii, 766 nucleotides long. RefSeq lists its product as uncharacterized. Lineage: Eukaryota; Fungi; Ascomycota; Sordariomycetes; Glomerellales; Glomerellaceae. The coding region runs from base 265 to 726 and encodes 153 amino acids. The record is from RefSeq and is a predicted model, not a curated record. The transcript has a single exon.
UCUUCUCCGUUCAUCUACUCACUGGUCUUGGCCGUGGACGAGGUCCUCUCUUGCCUGCAAGGGUCAUGGCAGGGCGACCCGACUUUGCCAACGUCAACACGAACGACACUGACGGGAUGAUGCUGACAAGUUGCACAGUUGUUUACGUCAAGACGGCUAAAGUCAAAGUGCGUGUUAUGUGUGUGUUCGCCACAUCAGACGACGGGUAACCUUAUUUGACAGCUUUCUCGUGUCGUGGGAAACACGGGAAAGGCUUUGGCAAGCAUGAAUGAUCAGACGAAUUUUUUUCUGUCAAGACUCCAAACCCUCAAAGCUCGAGGCAGUGUUCGACGAUCACUCAUGCGAUCCACGGCGAGAGCCCGAGGGAGAUCCCAGCCACCACAGCAAUGGGGCUCUCUGCGGGUCCGCGCAAGGGCACGUCAAAAGGGGGGAAAGGUUCGAGGCUCGAGGGUUCAGGUUGACCGCCGUCGUCGUCGUAGUGCGGCGUGCCUGACCGCCAGCCGUAUUGUUGUUUCGGGCGGCCACGGGCCUCAUGAAAGGAGAAUGAACCAGAACAACACGACGAGCUUCAUGGAUGGCCGGGCGGCUUCUCAGAAUUUCCACACGAUUUCUUCUGCCUGCCUUUCCCACAUCACGGGCUUUUCCUGCUUGGACCUCCCCCCGGCCCCAAAGCCAGCGCCUGGCUUUAGCAUCUGGGCAAGGUUCCCACCUUAUCUUCUUUCUUGAUGGGGAUCGCGGCUCGGGAAGCCUUGCCAUUCGCCAGCGC